Molecule: messenger RNA, 1800 nt
Organism: Amyelois transitella
Lineage: Eukaryota; Metazoa; Arthropoda; Insecta; Lepidoptera; Pyralidae
Exons: 2
Coding region: 123-815 (230 amino acids)
Source: RefSeq, a predicted model, not a curated record
UUUUAGGCUGCCAAAUUGAGCCGACGGAAUCGAUCGAUGUUUUGUUUGAAUUGUUUGUUUGAUUAAAUUACAUUUGAAUAAACUGCCGAUUCAAGAGAAUAUAAAAUCUAACCAACAAGAAAAUGAAUCGCUGCAAUCCAAAUCUCGUGGAAUACGCUACUUACUUACAAUCUAUAAUAAGAUUGGAUGCGCUUGAAAAAAUGACCCAAGAUUUGGAUAAAGAAUUGGCCGAUUCCCAGAAAUUAAUGCGGGAUAUCAAGGCGAUUUUUGAGUCUGUACCUAAAGGAACAAACGCGACUGAAGAACCUGUUAAUAAUAGCUUAAGACAUGAAGAUAUAUCGAAAUUUUUAGAAGCCGAUGUUCCAAAGUUGCUGCUGCCGGAUAUGGUAGAAAGUACAUCAGAUAUUGAUAUAGACGACGUGAUAUCAAAGAUGAAAGGAUAUGCCGAAGAUCUAAAGAAGAACUUGAUCGUUACUGUACCGCAUGUCCGGGACAGCCAUGAGAAAAUGGAAGCUUUAGAUUUGGAGCAGUAUGCAAUGAGUUUGGAUCAGUUAAACAAACGACUAGCGAAUAUAAAGAUGAAUAAAGGUGAUAUUGCCUCCAGAAAUCCUGAAUUAGAGAACAAACUUGGGCAGUUGUGCCAAGAUGUGGAUAUGUUUACAAAGAUGGUCGAAGCGAAAACUGCACUGAGCGAAUGUAACAAGAACUGGACUAAGACAUCACAAGACAACAACGCACUCCAGUAUGACAGUAUUGUCAACAAGUUGCUUUCUGGCAUCAAUGAGGUCUCGUACCUUCUUCAGAACAGGAGCUAAACUUUCAGAUUGAGCUCCAAGGGGUCUUGUUCAGAGAUGUGUUAAGUGAUAGUCACAUCUUGUUUGGAAGGCACAUCCAGUGUGGCCUAAAGUUCAUUGCUAUUGGAACUCUGAAUUCAAUAGCUCGAGUUACACCUAUUAAGUGAUUGUAAUAUCUUGUUUGGAAGUCACGUCACAUCUAGUUUGGAAGAACUGAAUCUUUGUAAUGGCAACUUGCCUAUUUAAAUGUUUGUUUUUGAUUCAUUAUUGUUCUUUUAAACAAAUACUGGCAACCUUCAAAAUCGAGGUUGUAUUUAAGGUUAAGGUAUACAUAUAUUGGCGUACUUUGUAAUCCAGUUCCAGUGAUCCAGUUGAAAAUGAUUAAUGAAUAUGCCACCAUUUGAUAGGAUUGUGUAGGAAUUUACUAUUUUAUGUUACAUUUAUCCUGCUGUGGAAUCUGGCAAAUUUGAUGUGAAUCUGUGCUCAUAUUAUUUGCUUUGUAUAAAGAGAUACUAAUAGAUAAUAGGAAGAAAGAACAAAGGAACUAAGAUAAAAUGGAAAGUGUAAGGUGCAUUUGGUCAUGUAGGGAUUGUGGCAAGUGGGAAGACAUAGUCUCUGCCUACCCCUCUGGGAAAGAGGUGUAUGGGAAAAAUAUUGACAUGAUAAUUCUAGCUGAGGAACGGUUCCUAUUGGUCUAUGGAGUAAACUGAUCUCAAUGCAGUAUUGUCAAUGUUUUAUUUAUUGAUGUAACUUGUCCAACCUUGUUCAAGUCGCAACUUCAAAGUAUAUGUGUUCAAUUUUAUGUAUAUAGUCAAUGAAUCAGUUAAAAGCAUACUUGAACAAUAGUUUAUAAGUUUAAAAUAAUAAAAGUCUGGAACAAAAUGCAUGCUAUAAUCUCACAAAAUACAAUUUCAACAACAGAUUUUGAUGUACUUCAUUAGAUAUAAAUGUAUAAUACUAUAGUUCCGAUUAUGUCAGUUCUCAAUAAAGUAAUUCAUUAAAAGUU